This is a messenger RNA of Paramecium tetraurelia, 909 nucleotides long. RefSeq lists its product as uncharacterized. Lineage: Eukaryota; Ciliophora; Oligohymenophorea; Peniculida; Parameciidae. The record is from RefSeq and is a predicted model, not a curated record. The transcript has 7 exons.
AUGAAUAAUAAUAGUAAUAUUUUCAGGCCACCAUCAUGUCAUAAAGUAUAAACUCCUUAGUUUGCCAAAGAAUAGUAAUAACCCAAAAAUGCGAAAGGAAAUAAUAGACAAGUUUUUAGAAUCUAGACAUUUAAAUUGAGUCCUAAUUUCAAGAAUAAUCUAAGUUAAAUGCCUUCAACUUAAGAUACAUUGGAAUAACGACUGGCCGACCAGACUUCUGAGAUAAGAUUACUUUAAAAUCAAAUAGCAGAGUUAAAGAAAUAAAAUGAGCUAUUAGAGUAAAGAUUGAGAAAGGCCAAUUCAACUGUUUCUGAUUAUUGGAUCAAAGUUAAAGAUACAUAAACUAAACUCCAACAGGUGUCAAAUAAAUUUCGAAACAGCAGAGACAAGAAAAAAAUGUAUAAAAGGAGAAUAAUAGAUGCUUUGAAUUACUUUUAUGGUAGAUACACUGAUGCCUAAUAAUAGAAUACUCCAUUUUUAUAAUUAGAGGAACUAAGAUAAAUUUUACUGCAAUUAGGAAUGCAUGAAUCCAUUGUCUAAGAAAUGCAAUAUUUAAAUCAAUAAGCUCAAAAUUAGUUGAAUGUUAAUAUUGACAAUAUGACAUAUGAAUAAAUUUUAAACUUGCAAGAGAGAAUUGGCAAUCAAAAUGUAGGAUUAACCAAAUUGCAAAUAAAAGAGAUUCCGAAAAGAACGAAAGAAGCAAAUGACAAUGUGGAAGAAAUCUGUACCAUCUGUUAUGAUCAAAUAUAAACUGGCAAUGUAUAUAGACAACUACCAUGCAAUCACAUUUAUCAUUCAAAGUGUAUAAAAGCGUGGCUCUUGAAUCACAAAAAGUGUCCAGUCUGUAAUAUAGAAGUGAUUCUUGGUUCUGAGUAACAUGAAGACCAUAAUCACUAACAAACACAAUGA